AUGUCGGAGACCGUCAAGCCACUAACUUCAUUUUUAAUCGAGGACAUCUUGUCCAUUAAAGAUAAGACACUGCUAAACUUUCCGUGCUCUUCUUCACACAAGUCCAAGGAGGGAUGCGCUCAAUGGAAUAACCAACAGCCCGAUCAGGUAUCACAGUCAGUGGAACUUUGGGCACAGCAUACAGCAUUUGGAGCGCGGAAAGGUGAGCACAUUGGAUCUUAUUUAGGCUACUUAAAGAAAGUGUAGCCUAUACGCAAAUUGAUUGAUUGACCAUGGUGUGCCAGAUUCCCUGGAAUCACACAAAUUUAUAAAAGGGAAUAUUCGAUAUAUGAACCUGUGGAGUAGGCAGCUCACCUGUCAAUUGCCAACUUUUGACGCAAAGCCACCACACCACAAACGGGCUAAUCAUGACUCUCUUUUACAGAUUCCAUUGCCAGCUCUAGUUCCAGCACCCCAGAUGCUAUGAAAAGUUUUACAUCAGCGGGCAAACAGAAGCGCUCGCGCGCUGCCUUUACGCAUCUGCAAGUGCUAGAACUGGAGACUACAUUUAACCACCAGAAGUACCUGUCCGCUCCUGAAAGAGCCCAUCUUGCCAACACCUUGAGACUGACCGAGACGCAAAUUAAAAUCUGGUUUCAGAACAGAAGAUACAAAACCAAACGCAAGCAGCAAGCUACGGAGUACUAUAAGGACACAUUUCAAAAGUCAGAAGGACUAUGUACAGAGGACGAUUUAGUCAGAGCAUCACUUCUCACCACGUUGUACAAAACAUAUCAAUACCGACCAUAUGUGUAUGACUUUAAUCGCACAUGGAGACCAACACUAUGGUGA
Coregonus sp. 'balchen' is the source of this 831-nucleotide messenger RNA. The record is from the annotation of a GenBank genome assembly. Lineage: Eukaryota; Metazoa; Chordata; Actinopteri; Salmoniformes; Salmonidae.